This is a messenger RNA of Danio aesculapii, 1001 nucleotides long. RefSeq names its product T cell leukemia homeobox 1 (gene tlx1). Gene Ontology annotation, biological process: animal organ development; regulation of transcription by RNA polymerase II. NCBI's taxonomy places the organism in Eukaryota, Metazoa, Chordata, Actinopteri, Cypriniformes, Danionidae. The coding region runs from base 50 to 955 and encodes 301 amino acids. The transcript has 3 exons. The record is from RefSeq and is a predicted model, not a curated record. Gene Ontology annotation, cellular component: nucleus. Gene Ontology annotation, molecular function: DNA-binding transcription factor activity, RNA polymerase II-specific; RNA polymerase II cis-regulatory region sequence-specific DNA binding.
AUAACUGGGGUGACGUGGAGGAUCGCAGGAGCGCGCGCCUCUCCACACCAUGGAUCAUAUGGGAGCGCAUCUCCACCAGACGCACGCAGACACCAUCAGUUUUGGGAUCGAUCAGAUUCUUAACAAUGCAGACCAGGGGAGCUGCAUGAUCUCCAACCCCAGAAUGCAGGACCUGGACUACGGUUUGGGCUGCAUAGUCAGCACAGCCUACAAUACCAUGACUGGCAACUACAACGUCAAUAACUCGGCUGGAUACAAUGGAAACUCGUGCAGCGUCGGGUCCUAUAACAUGAACUUGGGCGCGAAUGUUAACGGAAAUUGCCUUAAUUCUUCGGGAGUGAUCCGGGUUCCUGCGCACCGGCCGCUGGGCAGCGUCCACUCGUCCAUUCCCACAAGCGCUGCCACGGUGCCAAGUAUGGGAAGCAUGGGCACCAUUAACAAUCUCACGGGAUUAACGUUUCCGUGGAUGGAGAGUAAUAGGAGAUAUACCAAAGACAGGUUUACAGUGGCCCUCUCACCGUUCACUGUAACACGCCGUAUAGGUCACCCGUACCAGAACCGAACACCUCCGAAGAAGAAGAAGCCCCGGACGUCGUUCACACGUCUUCAGAUAUGUGAGCUGGAGAAACGCUUUCACCGUCAGAAGUAUCUGGCGUCAGCCGAGAGAGCAGCCUUAGCGAAAGCACUUAAAAUGACUGAUGCGCAGGUCAAAACAUGGUUUCAGAACAGAAGAACGAAAUGGAGGCGGCAGACAGCGGAGGAGAGAGAAGCCGAACGACAACAAGCCAACCGAAUCCUAAUGCAGCUUCAACAAGAAGCUUUUCAAAAGACUAUAAACCAGCCUGUAACUCCAGACCCAAUCUGCCUACACAACAGCUCUCUAUUCGCACUUCAGAACCUGCAGCCCUGGACUGAGAACACGGCGAAAAUCAGCAGCGUUCCCAACACUGACUAACAUGAUGGAGACUUGUGGACGCGCGGUGUACAGAGGAAUAUCCCAA